GGCCAGGAUAACCCGACGUGCCCCUCCGUCUCCCUCAGCCAGCGUCCACUCGCAUCGUCGUCGUCGUGUCGUCCUCCUCCCCGAUUAAUCAAUCCACCGAUAAGCCGAGCAAAUCAGCAGCAACCGCCGCAGUAUAAAUCGGCCCGGGCCUCGAGCCCUCCGCAUCGCGCUCCGAUCAGCUAACCCUAGCGGCGAGACCCGCACCGCCCCAGCGUUCGGCCCGGCAUGGGCUAGGGUUUCCCGGCGAUGGAGUGGGACAGCGACUCCGACGAGGAGGAGGAGGAGGAAGAGGCGGUCCAGGCGGGGCCUGGGGAUGUGUCCCCGGGGUUCUCUCUGGCCAUCGAAGGCGUGCUGGGCGCGUGCGGGAUGGUGGUCUCCGACGCGCUGGAGCCCGAUUUCCCCAUCAUCUACGUCAACCGCGGCUUCGAGGACGCCACCGGGUACCGCGCGGAGGAGGUGCUCGGGAGGAACUGCCGGUUUUUACAAUGCAGAGGACCAUUUGCCCAGAGGAGACAUCCCCUUGUUGAUGCUGCAGUAGUUACUGGGAUUCGGAUAUGUUUAGAGAAAGGGAUAGAGUUCCAGGGUGAUCUGUUGAAUUUUAGAAAAGAUGGUUCUCCAUACAUGGCGAGGCUGCAAUUAACACCCAUUUACGGCGAUGAUGAAACAAUAACACACUAUAUGGGCAUUCAGUUCUUCAAUGAUUCUAAUGUUGAUUUGGGGCCAUCGCCAGACUCUGUAACAAAGGAACUUGCAAGAUCGACAUGGAUUGCACCAGAUAACACUCCCCAACCAACUUCAGUGGGCAAGGGUAACUCCUGGGAACAUUCCAAUCUCUUCCUACUGAGUGAGGAGGUGCUGUGCCAGAAGAUCUUGUCAAGACUGUCGCCCAGAGAUAUAGCAUCUGUAAACUCUGUUUGUAAGCGACUGUAUCACAUCACAAAGAAUGAAGACCUUUGGAGGAUGGUUUGUCAGAAUGCAUGGGGCAGUGCGGCUACUAGGGCCCUUGAGAUUGUGGCUGGAUCAAGAAGUUUGGCAUGGGGACGGCUAGCACGAGAGUUGACCACCCUGGAAGCUGUUGCCUGGAGGAAAUUGACAGUUGGGGGUGCAGUGGAGCCAUCUCGCUGCAACUUCAGUGCUUGUGCUGUAGGGAACCGUGUUGUCCUUUUUGGUGGAGAAGGUGUCAACAUGCAGCCAAUGAAUGAUACAUUUGUGCUGGAUUUGAAUGCCAGCAAGCCAGAAUGGAGGCACAUCAAUGUGAGCUCAGCUCCUCCUGGUCGCUGGGGCCAUACCCUAUCAUGCCUAAAUGGAUCACGAUUGGUUUUGUUUGGUGGCUGUGGGGGGCAGGGGCUACUCAAUGAUGUGUUCAUUUUGGAUCUGGAUGCACAGCAUCCAACUUGGUGUGAGAUUCCUGGCCUUGCACCACCAGUUCCACGGUCAUGGCAUAGCUCUUGCACAUUGGAUGGAACAAAGCUGGUGGUUUCCGGUGGCUGUGCCGACUCUGGUGUGCUACUCUGCGAUACUUACCUUCUAGAUGUAACAAUGGAAAAGCCUGUUUGGAGGGAGAUACCUGCAUCUUGGACUCCACCUUCUAGAUUGGGGCACUCACUCUCUGUCUAUGAUGGAAGGAAAAUUCUGAUGUUUGGUGGUCUUGCUAAAAGUGGUCCUCUACGACUCAGGUCUAAUGAUGUAUUCACAUCGGAUUUAAGUGAAGGUAAGCCAUGCUGGCGGUGCAUCACUGGCAGUGGGAUGCCAGGAGCUGGUAAUCCUGCUGGAGUUGGCCCACCUCCUCGCCUUGAUCAUGUUGCCGUGAGCCUUCCUGGAGGGAGAAUUGUGAUAUUUGGCGGGUCUGUGGCAGGUCUUCACUCUGCUUCACAGCUUUUCCACCUGGAUCCAACUGAAGAGAAGCCUACCUGGAGGAUUCUGAAUGUUCCAGGGCGCCCUCCACGGUUUGCCUGGGGGCACAGCACUUGUGUCGUGGGAGGGACAAAGGCAAUAGUUCUUGGAGGACAAACUGGAGAAGAGUGGACGCUAACUGAAAUAUAUGAGCUUUCUCUGACAAGCUCCUUGGUUUGAAGAGGGGAAGCCGCCCCGCCCAAGCCUCCAGCUUUCUAGAAGCGACUGAAGCCUAAAAUUUUCGCAAGUGCGGCCUCAGAAAUUGGGGCAGAUACUCUCUUAUCAGGGUAUUGUGUAUGCUUGGAACGAGAUGCCUACCCCAAAGUGGAUCGAACCUGGUUUACUUAUGCAAUGUCUCGGAGUUGCCUCGCCUCAUGAAGUAGGAAUAAGUUACCAGUGCUGUUGUUUGUUUGGUCCACUAAGAUACAAUAAUUAUCAUCCAUAGGCUAAUCUCAGUUCUCACCAGAUGUUUCCUGCACUCUAGAGAAACCAAAGGGCCCGGCGUUAUAUAAAUGGAAUUCCUGGCGCAACACGCACACGGUGCACUCCUGGCGCAACACGCACACGGCGCGUUUCGAUGGCGGGCCUGUGACACCGCCCUUGGUGACGUGAAAUGAUGUUGUGUUGUUCUGAUUUUGAUCCAUCACUUGCUCCUUUCCGGAGAAUCUGUAACACUGCCUCACUGUUUGUGUUCAAUUUUCCUUUCAGUACUUUGUAUUUAUAGCGGUAUUGAUAGAACUAUUCAUCUUGUUUACCAAACAUGGAAGCACAAUAAUUUCAUCUAGCAGCAAUUUGUGUA
This is a messenger RNA of Phragmites australis (common reed), 2692 nucleotides long. RefSeq names its product putative adagio-like protein 2. Gene Ontology annotation, molecular function: protein binding. NCBI's taxonomy places the organism in Eukaryota, Viridiplantae, Streptophyta, Magnoliopsida, Poales, Poaceae. The record is from RefSeq and is a predicted model, not a curated record. The coding region runs from base 247 to 2073 and encodes 608 amino acids. Gene Ontology annotation, cellular component: cytosol; nucleus; SCF ubiquitin ligase complex. Gene Ontology annotation, biological process: circadian rhythm; response to blue light. The transcript is spliced from 2 exons.